UAUAGGGCACAGCAGCCUCGUUAGGACAGGAGGCCACUGUACCCAGCGUUGCCUCCUCCCUGAAGCCGGAGAACCCCCGCUGCCGCCGGAAAGGAGUUCAACUCGCCACCUCCCCGACCUCCUCGCCUCAUCCUCGACCUACUCCAUCUGAGCCUGAGAAAGCUGCAGCGACCACCACAACAAGAAGGGGCAUUUAAACUUGUUGAAAAUGGAUAAGAGUUGGAUGGAGGAGGACAGACCCAACCAAAAAUACAUUGAUGGUGUAAAAGGAUUUAUACAAUUUGCUUUUACCCAUGCCUCAGCAAAAGGGAACUCAAUAUUAUGUCCUUGCAAGAACUGCUUAAAUAUCUAUUGGCUUGAAGCUAGUAUUGUGAAGGAGCAUUUGAUAUGUGAAGGGUUUGUUAGUGGGAAUAGAACAUGGGAUAUCAUGGGGAGGCAUCAUCACCUCUUUCACCUGUUAGGGAUGCUGAUAUAGAGCAAUGUGAUGAAGAAGUAGAGGAGGGGGUGAUUUAGAAGAAGAUUGAAUUAGCUGGAAUGAUUAGAGACAUGAGACAUGAUUUUGGUGAUUUGAGCAAUAAUGAAGAUGAUGGGGGUCAUCAUGCUGACGAAAGUGACCCUUUUCAGCAGUUAGCAGGUGAUGCAGCAGAAGAACUAUAUCCAGGUUGCACCUGUUUCUCAAAGCUUCGUUUUGUUGUGAGAUUACUCCACAUCAAAUCUCUUGGAGGGUGGAGUGAUAAGAGUUUUAAUAUACUGUUAGAGUUGCUGACAAAAGCCUUUCCUGAAGGGCCGAAGUUACCUAAAAACUUUUACGAAGCUAAAAAGAUGACAAGAUGCCUUAGGCUUGAUUAUGUUAGCAUCCAUGCAUGUGAUAAUGACUACAUCUUGUUUUGGAAGGAGCAUGCAAAUGCUGAUUCUUGCCCUACCUGCAAAGCCUCUCACUGGAAAACUGAACAGAAGAGACCUCAUGGGAGACAAGGACACAAAACCCCGGUGAAGGUUCUACGCUAUUUCCCAAUAACAAAAAGGUUGUAGAGACUGUUCAUUAUGGAAAAGAGUGCAAAAGACUGCAUGUGGCACGCCGAUGAUCGUACAAAAGAUGGGCUUCUAAGACAUCCAGCAGAUUCUCCUGCUUGGAAGCAUUUUGAUGCCAUACACACUGACUUUUCCAAAGAUAGUCGCAACCCGAAGUUGAUUAUCACAUCUGAUGGCUUUAAUCCUUUUAGGAUGAUGAAUUCUACCUAUAGUAUAUGGCCAGUUAUUGCAAUUCCAAUAAAUCUUCCUCCUUGGUUCUGCAUGAAGCAACCAAACUUCAUCCUAUCAUUGUUGAUUCCUGGCCCAAAGUCACCUGGGAAAGAUAUAGAUGUUUAUCUCGAGCCACUUGUUAAUGAGCUAGAUUCUCUUUUUGAGAAGGGAGUCCGAACAUAUGAUGCCUUCAAGAAAGAGCACUUUCAGUUGCAUGUUGUUGUUCACUCAACUAUUAGUGACCUCCCAGGUUUAGCCACUCUAGCCGGAGUUGCCACCUCUGGUGAGCAUGGUUGUCCCAAGUGCCACUUACUUACUUGCUCAUUCUGGCUGACCAAAGGCAAGAAAACCUGCUAUAUGGAUCACUGUAGGUUCUUAGGUCCAAACCACAGAUAUAGAACAAUGGAUAAGGCAUUUUUUAACGGCAAGGUGGAAUCUAGGACAGCCCCUGAUCCACUUACCGGAGAUCAAGUGAAUUCCCUUACAGAGAACAUUCAUACUGUAUUUGGAAAAGACCCUAAAGGAAAACAAACCAUAAGAAAACGUAAGCGUGGCGAUCCACCCCAAAUUUUCAAAAGGAGAUCCAUUUGGUUUAAGUUUCGCUAUUGGAAAGACUUGUUGCAGCCUCAUAAUAUUGAUGCCAUGCACAUUGAAAAGAAUGUGUGUGAUAACAUAAUGAACACACUACUGGGCAUCGACGGGAAAACAAAAGAUAGUAUUAACUCUAGUCAAGACCUUCAGUUGCUUGGAAUAAGGAAGGAUCUUCAUCCUGUUCCAGUUGGCAAGGAUACAUUUGAUUUGCCUCCUGCCCCAUACUCAAUGAACCCUAAGCUGAGGAAGCUAUUUUGUCAAGUUUUGAAAGAAGCCAGGCUCCCAUAUGGUUAUGUGUCCGACAUACGAAGGAAUGUCAAUGUUAAGAAGAAGAAGAUUAUUGGGUUGAAGAGCCAUGACUGCCAUAUUCUGUCGCAAAAAAAAAAAAAAAAUUGUUUCCACUAGCAGUUAGGAAAACAUUGCCGGAGGGAGUUAGUGCUGCAUUGAUCCGUGUGAGUAAUUUUUUCAAGAAAAUAUAUUCUCCGGUCAUUUGUAUAAGUGAUAUGGAGAAGCUAGAGGAAGAAAUAGCAGAGACACUAUGCAUUCUUGAGACCAUAUUUCUACCAAGUUUCUUUGAUAUGAUGGUCCACCUUAUGGUUCAUCUUCCACUCCAAUUGAGGCUAGGGGGUCCAGUGAAGUACAGCAGCUUGUUCCCUACAGAAAGGUUUUUGUGCACCUUGAAGGGGCAUGUUCGUACCAAAAGCCAUCCUGAAGGGUCAAUUGCAGAGGGUUACAUUUUUUAUGAGUGUCUUAAUUUUUUCUCUCGCUAUUUAGAAGGAGUUGAAACCAUAUUUAGUAGAAAUGGCAUGAAUGAUGCUCCUGAGCCAGAGUCUAGUAGUAUGCCUUUCUUUAAGAGCAAUGGACAUUGUGUGGCUUCAAAGUGUACUGUUACCUUGGAUCAAAAGACAUGGCUUCCAGCACAUAGAUAUGUAUUGUUCAAUUAUGACAACAUAAUUCCAUACUUGAGCAAGCAUAAAGAGUAUUUACUCUCAAUUGGCUAUCAAAAUGCCUUGAUUGAAAAAAAUCAUCAUGAGAAGUUUCAUGAGUGGUUUAGGCUGCAUGUGGCAUAGCUAGUUGACAGCGGUGAAGAAGUUUCUGAAGAGAUCCAAAUUUUAGCUAAGGGCCCCUUAUUUGUGGCUAGGACAUGUGGUAGUUACACUAUUAAUGGGUACAAUUUCCAUACAAAUCUUAUGAUGAGGGUAGGCCUACCCAAAGCAGUGGGGUGGCUCUAGUUUCAACAGUGUCGUCUUCCUCCAAUGGAAGUAAAACAUACUGUGGUGCGAUUACUCAGAUUUUAGAUUUGGAUUAUGAUCAUAAGGGAAAUGUAGCAUUCUUCAAGUGUGAAUGGUCUGACAACCGUGUGCAAGACAAGUGGGUUAAAGUUGAUAGAUUUGGUAUCACAGAUGUGAACCUGAAGCAUGUAAUCCAAACAGGGGAUAAGUUGAGUGAUGAUGAACCAUUCAUUCUAGCAUCUCAAGCAACUCAAGUUUUCUAUGUUGAAGAUCCUCUUGCUCCAGAAUGGUUAGCUGUGAGACAACCGCCAUACCAACGAAACCUGUAUGAUAUGUUUGGCACUGGAAAUGGGAAUUCCGUGGAGGUGCAUAAUCUGGAUAGUAAUGCAACUCUCAGCAUUGAUCUUAGAGAGAUACCUCGUACUAGGACAGAUAUAGAUGGAGUACUUGUUCCUGCAAAAGAGAUGAAAAAGAAAAAGAAUGGAAAGAGGAAAAGGGUUAAGUAAAGAGGUGCAAGCAAUGGUUGAUAGAAGGAGGGAAGUGUUGGCAGAAAAUGCGGAGAAAUUAAAGUCUUUGGGGAUUGCUGGUAUUUCUGUUGAUCCUGUGAGACAAACAAAGAAGAAGGCGAUGACAAACUUCUUGAAGUGUCAUAGAGUUGUCGUGCCUGUUCCACAAUCAACACGAGUGCUUAGAUCCCGUUCAGCUGUAGCCGCCUCUGAUUAUAAUGAAGAUGAUGAAGAUAUGCUUGCUGGCCAAAAUGAAGAAGAUGAAGGUCUUGGUGGUUCGGGUGACCAAGAGACCGAGAAAAGUGGUCGAAAGCGCACUAGAAUGCACAAAGUGUAUGACAGAGCCAACAAACCACCAAUUCCAGUGUCAUUUUAUGAAAGAGGACAACCAGAUGGAGACAAUGCCUCAGAAUUUAGCAACUUCAUUUCAACCAUUGUCAAAACUCAUAUCCCUCUUUGACACGCAGACUGGAGACUAGUUGAUGUUGCAAAGAAGAGUGGUUUACUGACUACCUUGAAGAAAUAUUAUGUUGUUGACGACAAGCUUAAGGACUAUGUCGUGGGAAGUGCUCAUAAGAAAUGGCGAUAUUUCUAGGCAGAAUUGAAGCAAAAGUGUUUUAAGCCUGAACAAACUGAUGAGGAAAUCUAUGCUCUAGUUAAGGAGAAGGAUAGUAGAGUAAGCGUCGAUGAUAUGGAAUGGCUUGUCAAAUUUUGGAGAAGUGAACUAGCUGAGAGACGCAGUGAACAAGGGAAAAAGAAUCGAGAGUGCCAAAAGAUACUUCAUAGAACAGGAAGCAAGAGUCAUGCAUGUAUUACAACUGAAAUGGAACAAGAGAAAGGAUAUGCUCCUCGUAGAGAUGAAGUGUUUGUUAAAACACACAAGAAAAAAGAUGGAAGUGUUUUGAAUGCAGAAACGACAAAAGUAUUGAAGGACAUAGAUACUGCAAUUGAAGAACAUCCUGAGCUGUUAGAAAAAUCCAUCAAUCAAGGUGACAUCUUGACACAUGUACUAGGGAGUGAGCGAAAUGGCUAUGUUAGGGGCGUAGGAUUAGGACCGAGUGCCAGUUCUCUUGUUAUUCCAGGAGCUGCAAAUCUUAAAUCUACAAAGCUCCAAAUGGCACAGCUGGAAGCUGCAAAAGCUAGGUAAGAAAACGAAGCUCUGACGAAUGAUAUAGAGGAAAUAAGAGUUGAUACCAAAUCUCAGAUUGAUGCCAUGAUGGAAGAACUACAAAACAUGAAAAGUAUGCUAUCACAAUCUGUUGCUGGAAACAAUACCAUGCAUACUGCUAAUAAUGAAAUUGAACUUCACCCUCAAGUUAGUGUAGGAGACUAUUCAGACGCAUUAGAGAAUUCUGUUCAUGAUGUCGACAACAGUGCUGAGGAAGAUGUACUGAUGCAAGAGUUGAUGGAAGCACAAAGGAAAUUUCAAGAGAAGAAAGCAGAAGCAGAAUUGAUGAUUAGGAAGAAGAAGGAAGCAGCAGCCCAACGACUGAACAUUGCAGCAGAACUAGAAAGGAGGAAGGAGGAUGAGCUACUACUAAGGAUGGAGGAUGAGGUACUGCAGAAGAGGAAGGAGGAUGAGCUACUACAGAGGAUGGAGGAUGAGCUAUUGCAGAAGAGGAGAGAGGAUAAGCUACUUCAGAAGAGGAGGGAGGAUGAGCUAGUGAAGAAGAUGAAGGAGGAUGAGCUACUGCAGAAGAAGAAAGCAGAAGACCUGAUGCAAAAGAAAAAGGAACAAGGCUUGCAAAAGAAGAGGGAAACAAUAGCUACACAAAAGAAUAAUCUGGCAAAGAAGUGAUUUUGUACAAUAUUUACCAUGAUCAUGGUACACCUGUGGCAAAAGCUAUCAUUCUAUCAACUCAUAGGAAGAAGAUCGUAGGGGGUCAUGAGCUUGGCAAUGAAUGUUGUGAAAUUGUCGUCAACUACAUCAUCAAAAGAGAUGCCAUGUUGCCUUGCCCCAUUGGUAAUGUGACUAACAUUGGACAAGCUCAAGGAAGAGCUAUUGCCUGGCCAUAUAAACAUCUGGAGAUGGACAAGCCAAAGACAACGGCAUCGUCACCACCACAAGCAGGAAUCUCUCCCACGAGGUCCGCUCGAGUGGCCACCAGCCGUCAGUAAUGGAAUCGACAAGGUUAAUCAACAUUGCAAGAUGUUGCUCAUCAUCGCAAGACUCGAUGCUGCAUGGAAUCGAUGGCUUAGAAAUAUUUUGUUGUUGGGUGUGGGUGAUGUACUUUUGCACUGGAUGGAGUACUUGUAGUUCAUUUUCUUACGUGGAUGAAGAACUUCUGCACUGGAUGAAGUCAUCUCGACCAUGUUAAACUUGUGUGUGAUGCUAUUUGCGUUGCCUAUGUAUGAACACGUUAUGGCUUGAAAUGAAGUAUCUUGUCUGUGAUACUUGCAAUGAA
Hordeum vulgare subsp. vulgare (domesticated barley) is the source of this 5976-nucleotide messenger RNA. RefSeq lists its product as uncharacterized. Lineage: Eukaryota; Viridiplantae; Streptophyta; Magnoliopsida; Poales; Poaceae. The transcript is spliced from 14 exons. The record is from RefSeq and is a predicted model, not a curated record. Bases 1045 to 2238 code for a protein of 397 amino acids.